Messenger RNA from Penicillium bovifimosum, 945 nucleotides. RefSeq lists its product as uncharacterized. Gene Ontology annotation, cellular component: endoplasmic reticulum. The record is from RefSeq and is a predicted model, not a curated record. Bases 1 to 945 code for a protein of 314 amino acids. Lineage: Eukaryota; Fungi; Ascomycota; Eurotiomycetes; Eurotiales; Aspergillaceae. The transcript has a single exon. Gene Ontology annotation, molecular function: procollagen-proline 4-dioxygenase activity; L-ascorbic acid binding; iron ion binding. Gene Ontology annotation, biological process: peptidyl-proline hydroxylation to 4-hydroxy-L-proline.
AUGACAGACCAGAACAUCCCAGACACCUUUCUCCGGGGCCCAUCCCCCAACGCAACCCUCCACAAACUCGACUUCACUCAAACCAAUCCCCCAAUCCCGAAAUUCAAAGACAACUUCGCCGCAAUAGUAAACAACCUCCUAACAGAAACCGAAUGCAAAGAACUCCUCCGCGUAGCAGAAGACUCAACGCGGACCGUUCUCCCAAACUCAACCCUUUCCCCACCAACCUGGGAACGCGCCAUGAUCAACGCCGGCGGCGGCAAACAAAUUAUGUCCGUCGACUCCCGCAAAAGCGGCCGCGUCAUCCUCGAUUCGCCCGAUCUUGCAGCCAGAAUUCUGGACAGAUUGAUGCCGUUCAUGCGCGAGUGCGGCAUUGAUCGAGUGACGGAUAUGCCGAUGGUUACGGGUCUUGGGCCUGCGAAGCGCGGGGAAGUUUUGCGUCUUACUCGGUUGAAUGAGCGGAUGAGGUUUUUGCGAUAUGAGGGGGGUGAUUAUUUUCGCCCGCAUUGGGAUGGGUGUUAUGUUACGCCUGAUGGGAGGGAAAAGUCGCUUUUUACGGUGCAUUUGUAUUUGAAUGGGGAUGGUGAGCAAGAUGUGGAGGAGUUGGAGAGGAGGAUUGAAAAGGCGGAGAAGGAGAAGUAUCUGUGGUCGAGUGGGGGUGAGGUUGACCUGGCUCAGAUUGGGGCUUUGGAGGUUGAGGAUGGGGGUGGGGAGGAGGGCGAAGGGGAGAAGACGGCGGUUGAGACUUUAGAGGCGAGUGAGACGCUGCUUGGUGGUGCGACUUCGUUUAUGGCUGCGAUGAACUCGAAGGAGGUUGUCAGGGUGUUUCCGAGGACGGGGUCUGUUCUUAUCUUUCAGCAGAGGAAUCUAUUUCAUAGUGGGGAUGAUGUAUUUAGAGGUGUCAAGUACACUGUGCGGACGGAUGUUAUGUAUGCUACUGAGUGA